CAUUACACCGUGCGAAAGGGGUCGAAUCGCUAGUAAAUUAAUAAAAUAUAUUUUUACUAUCGUAGCUUUGAAAGCUACCGAUAUCGUUAUAAUGUGGCAAAUACAAACUGAUAAUGUGUCGUCACUAACAGCAAGCGGACUGAUAAUAUCAAUGAUAUCAAUAUUGGUACUGUAAGUAUAAACGCCAAAUUGCCAAGCCGCCUGCUUGAAUAUUGUGGUAGGAUCAGUAUAAAAGAUAAUGAGACGUGAAUAGUACGUUUCAGUAAAGAUGUUGCGCUUCGCAAUAACAGUCAGUGUGAUACUGACGGCAGCGGAGUGUUCCGUGGUCGUCACGACCACAGGCCCCGUGCGGGGGACGCUCGUGGAAGGAGAACAAGUUUCUUACUACGCCUACUUGGGAAUACCAUAUGCAGAAAGCCCAGAAGGAGAAUUACGUUUUAAGCCCCCCAUUCCCAAACAACCAUGGACUAAUGUGUUUAAUGCAACAGAGCAAGGUCCGGUGUGUCCGCAACCAGAAGGAAAGUACACAAGAGAUCAAAUGAGCGAAGAUUGUUUAUCCAUUAAUAUUAUGGUCCCGGUAAACAGAACGCAGGAAUCUUUACCUGUAUUCGUAUUCAUUCAUGGAGGAGGCUUUAAAAGUAACGCCGGAGAUAUUAAUAUAUUUUACGGACCAGAUUUUUACAUAAAAAGAGACGUUAUUUUAGCAACGAUUAAUUUCAGGUUAGGAGCAUUAGGAUAUCUAUCACUCGACACAGAAAAUNUGGUAUCAAUUUAA
Messenger RNA from Ostrinia furnacalis (Asian corn borer), 775 nucleotides. RefSeq names its product juvenile hormone esterase-like. The coding region runs from base 269 to 775 and encodes 168 amino acids. NCBI's taxonomy places the organism in Eukaryota, Metazoa, Arthropoda, Insecta, Lepidoptera, Crambidae. The transcript is spliced from 3 exons. Gene Ontology annotation, cellular component: plasma membrane. Gene Ontology annotation, biological process: choline metabolic process; acetylcholine catabolic process. The record is from RefSeq and is a predicted model, not a curated record. Gene Ontology annotation, molecular function: acetylcholinesterase activity.